AUGUUGCCACCCGGACUGAUAUCUUCUUCUUUUUUAUUUCCGGUCUUUUCACUAUCUAUCUAUCUAUCUAUCUAUCUAUCUAUCUAUCUAUCUAUCUAUCUAUUAAAUAGAGGAAAAGAAGAGAAAGCGACAGGUGAGUGUGAACCGAUAUUUCUAUCUAUCUAUCUAUCUAUCUAUCUAUCUAUCUAUCUAUCUAUCUAUCUGUGCGAAGGAUCACAUAUCCUUCUUCAUGAGAAAUUGUUUCUGUUUUUUUUUGCUUUCGUUUCUCCUUUAUUUUUUAUUUUUAUUUCUUUUUUAUUUUUAUUUCCUUUUUAUUUUAUUUCCUUUUUAUUUUUAUUUCCUUUUUAUUUUUAUUUGUUUUGUUUCAUUUUUUGUUUUUAUUUCCUUAUUUAUUUCUUGCUUAUCCAUCUUUCUUUUCUUUUUUCAAUUUUUUUUAUUUCCUCUUUCCUUUCAUUUUUUGUUUUCUUUCUUUUUUUCUUUUCAUUUGAAAUGAGUUACGUUUUUCCACUCAAUUUUCUUUCUUUCUUUCUUUCUUUCUUUCUUUCUUUCUUUCUUUCUUUCUUUCUUUCUUUCUUUGUACAAACUCCACAAUCAGUUAAUGGUUCAUGA
Messenger RNA from Acanthosepion pharaonis, 609 nucleotides. The record is from the annotation of a GenBank genome assembly. NCBI's taxonomy places the organism in Eukaryota, Metazoa, Mollusca, Cephalopoda, Sepiida, Sepiidae.